Messenger RNA from Musa acuminata subsp. malaccensis (wild Malaysian banana), 2321 nucleotides. The record is from RefSeq and is a predicted model, not a curated record. NCBI's taxonomy places the organism in Eukaryota, Viridiplantae, Streptophyta, Magnoliopsida, Zingiberales, Musaceae.
AAAUCCCCUAAUGGCUGGAGGUGUUUUAGCUAAGAGCUGCUUCUUCACCAUCCUUCUUGGACUCCACACUGUUUGCUCUUCAGAUUUUUCCCUCUUGGUUGCAAGAAUGUGUGUGCCCUAGUAAGGAAGGAGAAGAAAGGUACCAUUUGUAAGAUUGCUAGCAUAAGCGGCUCAUCAUUAGCCAUAGUUGAGAGUCUCUGAGAGUUUAAAGUGCAGAUUAACACUGAAAAUUAACUAAUGUUGCAUAGAUUAUUCCCCUUUUGGAUCCAGGAAUAUAUGUGGACAGUUUGGAAGGAGAAGAAAGGUGCCAUUUUUAAGAUUGAUUGCAUAAGCUGCUCAUUAGCCAUAGCUGACUGUGUGUGAGAAUUUCAUGUGUAGAUGAACACUGAAAAACAACUGUCAUCGAACAGAUUCUUAUUCUUUAUGGGCCCAAGAAUAUAUGUGUGUGGACUGGUUAGAAAGGGGAAGAAAGGCAUCAUUUGUAAGGAACCUUGGUGGGGUUCUCCUAUGAUGCAAGGGAAGAGAGCACUGCCCCUUGGUCGACCAAAGGGGCACUGUUUAAGAUACUUGUGGCAAACAAGGGAGACUACAUCUCCAUGCAUCUUUGUGUAAACCAAUUCGAAGCGAAGAAACUACUCAAAUUGAAAGUCACAGCAAGCUCAUGGCUUAAAACUCAUAUCUUAGGGGCUCUCCCAAAGCUGAACAUCGAUAGCAUUAUGGUAAGCAUCAGUGGACACCAUUCACUCCUUUCCACCUUGGCCUCAAUCAAUGCUUCUCGCAAGACCUUUGGUGUUGAGAGUAGUAUGAGGAUCUCAGUCAUGUUCUCCCUCUCAAACCUCAAGACCUUGCACAGGACACAUCCUAAGACCCUUCACAGGCUGAUGCAUAUUUUGAAGAAUUUGGAGUCUCCUAUAGUAGUAGAAGCUCUUGUAGAUGGAGAGCAGAGCUCAGGAGAGGACUUUGUUCAAUCGACUAUCGAGAGGGCUUUCUCUGUGUGCACCGAUUUGGCUUCCCUUGAUGUCCCUAUCAUUCUAAUUGUGAGAAGCUCUGUAACCCCUAGUGAAGUUGAAAUAGGUAAAUUUUUUGAUACAGUGAUGAAGAUCUUCAAGAAUGAUUCUGUGCGAAGAAGGAUUGUCGGACUAUUCAUUUGCAUAUCGCAUCUUAGGCAACAUGGACAGAAGACAUUAGAUUGGCAAGAGCAACUGUUCCCUCCCUUGCAUAGAGAACUCCUGAACCAUGGCCGAGAACUUGUCACUGCACCCAAAGUGACACUCCAUGAUACCUUAAAUCCCAUAACAAAUCCUUUCACAUCACCGAUUACAAUCCCUUCCACAAACCCAACACCUGCAGUAGUCACUGUACCUUCCACCAAUCCGAUCACAGUUUUCCCCACAAAUCCAACCAUGUCACCGGUCACCAUUCCACCUAUGAAUCCAGUAAGCACACCAAUCACAGUCCCUGCAACAAAUCCUUUCCUAACUCCAGCAACGACACCGGUAGUGCCUGUGACAAAUCCUACUACAACACCAGUAACAUACCCCAUGAACCCUCCUAUGACCAACCCUGUAAGUACCUAUCCAUUUACACCACCGGUGAGUACACCUUCUAUAACACCACCAGUCACUGUGCCAAGCACAGUCCCCAUCACACCAGCAGUUACAGGGCAGACAUGGUGUGUGGCCAAGACCGGAACCACGGAUGCCGCACUCCAGCUUGCACUGGAUUAUGCUUGUGGAAUUGGAGGUGCGGACUGCACAGCAAUUCAGUCAACAGGAAGCUGCUUCAAUCCAGAUAGCCUUCAGGCUCAUGCUUCAUAUGCCUUUAACAGCUACUAUCAGAAGAAUCCUGUGGGAACAAGCUGUGAUUUUGGAGGAGCAGCCAUGCUGGUCACUGUUAAUCCAAGCUCAGCAACUUGCAUUUAUCCAUCAUCAUCAUCAUCAUCAUCGUCGUCAUCAAGUUCUAUUCCUAGUUACAAUCCUGCAUCCAGCAGCUCAGGUUCAACCCCAGGUUCAGGUUCAGGUUCAUCUGUGCUGAAUGCGAACAACCCCGCCGGCUCCAAUUCUGUAUUUGGUUCAAACAACCCAACAGGCACUGUCAGCAAUGCACUCUGUCUAACUGUUACUUGGACCUUCUUACUGGUUUUGCUUACGGUAACCUGUAUCAGUCACACCAUCGUGUAGAUUUCUAGUUUCAGCCCUUCAGUAGCUGCUGUAUGCAUAUGUCUGAUCGACGCGUAGAGAUCAGUUAGGAAGUUCAUUGUGGAUAGGAACUGAGUAGUUCAUUAUGACUAAAAAAUAGUACUUGUUGAUUUGUUUGGAUUC